GCUUGGCCAUUUGCCUUCUCCAUUUUUCCUGCUAAAAUGCAGCGAAUGUUUCCCGCGCCACUGGCUCCGCUGCUUCUCCUUCUCUUACUUGCAGUGUCUCCGGUCAUUUGCUGGCGCCCAUGGCCUCAUCUCAAGGCCAACGACUCCGAUUUAAUCUUCGGUGGUUCCAAAAAAUACGAGGGGUCAUCGAAAUUUGUUCACAUGAGGUACCACAUGGGUCCGGUCCUCACCACCCACAUCAACGUCCACACAAUCUGGUACGGGACUUGGCAGCGGUCUCAGAAGAAGAUCAUCCGUGAGUUCAUUUCCUCAAUCUCCGCCGUCGAUUCGAACCACCCUUCGGUCUCCGGCUGGUGGAAGACGGUACAGCUCUACACGGACCAAACCGGCGCCAACAUUUCCCGGACGGUGCGUUUAGGGAAGGAGAAGAACGACCGGUUCUACUCUCAUGGAAAAUCCCUCACGCGCUUAUCCGUUCAGUCCGUGAUAAAGAGCGCAGUCACGGCGAGAACAAAUCCGUUACCGAUAAACCCGAAAGGUGGGCUCUACCUUGUCCUCACAUCUACUGACGUGUACGUCCAUGAUUUCUGCGGCCAGGUUUGUGGGUUCCACUAUUUCACAUUCCCGUCCAUCGUGGGGUACACGCUCCCGUUCGCGUGGGCGGGUAAUUCGGCGAAACUCUGCCCUGGUGUUUGCGCUUAUCCGUUCGCCGUCCCGGACUACAUCCCCGGGUUAAAGCCGCUAAAGUCACCGAACGGAGAUGUUGGCGUCGACGGGAUGAUAAGCGUGAUCGGUCACGAAAUCGCCGAGCUGGCGACAAACCCGCUGAUAAACGCCUGGUACGCCGGGCAAGACCCUGUGGCGCCCGUGGAAAUAGCGGAUUUGUGCGAGGGCAUUUACGGAACGGGGGGUGGAGGAUCGUACAUGGGACAGCUUUUAAAGGGUAAAGAUGGCGCCACGUAUAACAUGAAUGGGAUCAGACGGCGGUAUUUGGUUCAGUGGGUUUGGAACCAUGUGGUGAAUUACUGUACUGGGCCUAAUGCACUGGAUUAGUAAUUUUUUCUUUAUUGUUUUCUCCUUUUUCUUUUUCUUUUUUUUUUUUUUUUGAUUUUUUUGGGUAAUUUUAUGUUGGGAUUUGGAUAUUGGUUUUGUGGUGGCUGUUGUCAGUUGAAGCAAAAUUGGUAAAAAUUAUGUUUUAAGUUCCCAACUUUGUAAUAGAGGGCUCCAAAGCCCCUCAAGUAAUAACAUAGUAAAUAGGCCCCUUAUCUAAAAGGAAAUAGCAAAAUGCCCACAAUUAAACGUUGGGAAGCCAU
Messenger RNA from Rubroshorea leprosula, 1313 nucleotides. The record is from the annotation of a GenBank genome assembly. NCBI's taxonomy places the organism in Eukaryota, Viridiplantae, Streptophyta, Magnoliopsida, Malvales, Dipterocarpaceae.